This is a messenger RNA of Topomyia yanbarensis, 4246 nucleotides long. RefSeq lists its product as uncharacterized. The record is from RefSeq and is a predicted model, not a curated record. The transcript is spliced from 5 exons. Gene Ontology annotation, biological process: regulation of transcription by RNA polymerase II. NCBI's taxonomy places the organism in Eukaryota, Metazoa, Arthropoda, Insecta, Diptera, Culicidae. Bases 1032 to 3503 code for a protein of 823 amino acids. Gene Ontology annotation, cellular component: nucleus. Gene Ontology annotation, molecular function: sequence-specific DNA binding; DNA-binding transcription factor activity, RNA polymerase II-specific.
UUUAUAGCACCUAGUACCAGUAAAGUGAAUGCUGUAUAGGAAAUUAAUUCAACACAACCAUCGCGGAUUCAACACGAGCGUACAAAUUUUAUACGAAGUUCACGUCGCGGGGCCUCACUGUUUUAUAGUAGGUAUAGUGCGCGAAGUGUUUUAUGUCAUUGCUGAAAACUGAUGUGGAAAAUAAUAUAUUUUGGGUAAAACGGUACAAAUAUUUGCCUCGCCUGGAAAGAGUCGGGACCGCGAUCCGCUAAGGAGUGCCAUAGUCCUUGAGUAGUUCGUGAGCGUUGUUGUAGGAUGACUUCGGAAAAUCCGUCUAAUUUGCCACUGCUACACUACUGCCGUGUAUUUGCCUGUACCCUUUCUAACAUGUACGCCAAAAAAAUAUAGUGCUAUGUAUGCUGGAGUGAAAACUAGCAAUUUUCUGGUGUGUUUUGGGAAAAGUGCUUGCCGUGUCGCGUGUGAUGAUGGGAAAUGUCUAUUUUGAUGAGAAAAACUUGUGUUCAGUGAUUGCCGUGGGAAUUCGCGACAUUAAAAAAUUGUGAAGUGCAAAACUAUCAGCCUUCACUAUUGUUGAAAAAGAAAUAAAAAACGUUCUAUGCUGUUUCUUUCACUUAAUAAAAGUUUUCGCAAUUAUUGCUCUGGAUACUAGCUCUGCUGCAUUGAUUAGGAAUAUUUCGUCGUAUCCAGAGCUUUUAUCGACAGUGGCGACAAUUUUUUAAACCCAAUCGGAUCCAGAACAGGGUUUCAACCAUCGUUCCCGCCCCCUUGGGCGAGAUGGUCACCAGAUGCACCUGAAAGGACGCACCGAUAGGCCAUGGCUAGGGGCCAACAGGGUCGAGAGAUGUCACAACGCUGCUGCAGCGACAAACUCUCUGUUUGGACAAGCUCCCAUCUACACCGAUAUCCUUCGCAUUCUUCGGCGGCAGACACCAUAGUGUUGCGGAAAAAAGAACUCAGACAGAAACCAAUUUGUAUAACUAGUGACCCCAGCAGUGCUAGUCGGGGUUGGAGGAGAACUCGACAUCUGAACUAUGUUGAAACCGUUAAAAAACUUACUGACCUAUUUGCAGAGGAAUGCUAAUAGUUCACCCAUUUUCGGAUUAUCCAACGGAAUGGGUCCCAUCGAGGAACCGACUGCGUUGGUAACAAACGACGAUAUGAUGACAUCGGAGCAACUGGGUUGCGAGGAUCCGCUGUACGAUCCACUCGCACUGGACGAAGGCGACGCGGUGGAUGUGCUGAAUGUGAGCAACGCCAGUAGUGCUGCGACCACAGGCACAAACAGCAGCGAUCUGGAUAGUUCCAACGCCGGACAGAUAGUACUGGUGGAUGUGACGAGCCUGAAGAAUAGUCCCGCAACGGGGAAUAACAAUGAUGAUGAGAUUGACACUAGUGAAAAAGUGACAAAUGGGAUCGAACCUGUGAAUGUUAGUGUUAAUGGACACAACGAUAGCAAAGCGUUGCUAGAAGAAGAGGAAGAAAAUAAGUGUAUCGAUGAGAGUAAAUCAACAAAUUUGGAAGAUGAAAGUUUUGUGACUGCCUCCUGUGGGGGUACUCCCAAUGUAUCCCUGGCCACUGAAGAGAUAUUGGUUGCUGAGGUAACUGAUCCGAUAGUGGCACCAAGCGGUGUCAAUGGUCAGGUACAUGAAGAGGAGGAAGCUAGUGACGGUUCGGAUUCCGGUCUUGGUUCAGAACCCUCGAGAAAUGUAUCUACACUAGAAAAGGACACUGUCGAGCAUCCACCGGUGAAAAGUAAUCUCAAAAGACGCUCGGGCGAGGAAACUACCGAAGCGAGCAGUGAAAAGCGACCAAAGAAAGGUAUAACGUUUGAUGGCGUUACGGUAUACUACUUCACCCGAAUGCAGGGCUUCGGUUGCGUUCCAUCCCAGGGCGGAUGCACGCUUGGUAUGGAGUUUCAGCAUAUGCAUACGAAACGCUUUACGCUGGCAGAACAUGCAGCAGAACAGCGCAAAAUGCACCGAGCACAGCUACAGGAACUUAACCCUCGAACCAGUUCCAGUGAAGAGACUGACAGCGACGAUGAACCGAGCGAAAGUGGUUCCGAAGCGGAGAGUGAAUCAUACGGUUUCUUACAACCGGUGACCACCAGACAAAGGCGAGCGUUGCUAAAGGUGGCUGGCGUUAGAAAGAUAGACUCAACGGAGAAGGAUGAGUGUAGAUUGAUAAGGACAUCCCGAGAGGUGUGCGGGUGCACCUGUAGGGGAUACUGUGAUCCGGAUACCUGUGCCUGUAGUCAGGCUGGCAUAAAGUGUCAGGUCGACAGACCUAGCUUCCCCUGUGGAUGCACGCAGGAUGGAUGCGCAAAUGUGGUUGGUAGAGUUGAGUUUAAUCCGGCUCGUGUACGGACCCACUUCAUCCACACUAUCAUGAGGUUAAACUUGGAUCAUAAAGCUAGUAAUGAUGAUCACAACGGGUUGGGAAUGCAGUCGGUAAAUAGUUACAGUAACGGAAAGGAUUGGUCUAGUGGCCCCGUACGAUUACCAGGAUUGUAUGGAAUGGUAGGUGUAAAUGGUGCAGAUACUGUGGAUGGGUAUCCUCAUCUGCAUCAACAGCAGCAUCAGUAUAGCGCAACUCAUAACUAUUUAAGCGGUCAUCCGGUUUCUAGUGGACUUCCCCCAAGCAACGAAUCGUUGGAUCUGCAUUACGCGUUUCGUGAUUACUACGGGCCCCAUCAGCAAUCUAACGAUCAGCUGGCAAUGCCAAAUUCACUGAUGACUUCCUAUUAUACCAACUAUCCGGCGAAUAUGGACCAAUAUCAUCAGCCUCACCAAACCAGUUUGGUUAUGGACCAAAGACAACCUGACCAACAUUCCCCGUACCACAGUCAAAUCGAAUCUGCCGCCACUAGUUCGGUUAUGAUAGACGAAGAUGUAACGCUAAACACUCCAAUCAAUCCCAACUUCAGUUGCGACGAACAUUCGGCUCCAGCCGAUUCGAUCCAAACCAGUGCCUCACAGCCAAUCCCCGAGUCCCACCUGAUGGAUCAGGAAGCUUGUCCUUCUAGCGAGGCACCCGAAAGCCUUAGCCAUGACAACGGAAUACCCCAACCAGAUGAGAAUCCCACAGAAUGCUGCAACACCACAUCCUCCAAGUCCCAAAUUUUUCCCAGCGGUGAUUUCAUUGACCUAAACACCCCACUGGCGCCGGGAAGCGAGCGGUUGGAGGCAAUCAACGAUCUUCUAGAAAGCACUCGCCAUACGCACAGUAUCGCCAAGCAGUCCAUCAUCGCCGAAGAGGACGAUGAGCUGAGUGACUUUCGUGAUCCGCCUGUCGAUCCUCUCCCUAGCAACUAUAUAGUACGCAGUGAAGAACCUUACUGUACCGAAGGAGACGAUACUCAGCCAGAAGUUAUCACUUCGGAUGGGGAAAACGCGGCGCUCGGACUGGAAAAAAGCACCGAACCUGUCUGUCCGGUCAUCGAGCCAAGCGAAAACCUAUGUGAAAUUAUUAAGAAUAGUAUUGUUGAAACUGCGUUGAAUUAAGUAGCCGCAAAACUUACGUUGAAAGAUGUUCUCAUUUCAUUUCGAUACAUUCGUUUUGAUUCAGGGUUAGUUAAUUUUCAUUUUUGGUUUUAAUUUAAUGUUUUUUUAGGUUACGUUUUCCAUAAUUUAUUUCCUGUUCCAUUCCCACAAUUCUAGCUUCUCUCGCAAUCUUCUUUGAUCUACGUUUAUUAUUAUUGAUCCGACACCUCGAAAAAUUAAUCGAAAAAAGUAGAAACAAAUGAUGUAAAAGUUACAACGCAAAAUCUUGUGACUUCUUCAAAAAUUACAUACUUAAUUGCUAAAAACAAAUUGUAGGUAAAUCGAAUUUUGAACAGUUAUCUAAUCAGAACAAAUUGCCAGUUACAGUUCUGCUCAAUGAAACGGAGCAAGAAUGUUACAAAAUAAGACAACCAUGAUAAAUCCAACAAGAUGGCAAAGUAAAUAAUAAAAAUUAUUCCCGUGUCAAUAGAAGUAUUCAAAUGACACAAAAUCACAGGUUGGAUUAAUGCUCUAAUUCUCAACCAUGAGAAAAUGUGGUGAACUUGAACUGCAUUCGGAGCAGCACUAAUCUGCCGCUCUAAGCAUAAUUGUCCCAUGUGUAUAUGGAAUCCCAUAGCACAUGGGACAGUUAUGCUUAUAGCGGCAGUACUUACUAUGUAUAAUGAGGAUUAAGCACUAAAUAAUGUAGGCAAUUAUAAUUGUGAAUAAAAGUAAGCGUUUCCAACGCUGUCUCCUGUACAUAA